UCAUCUAUUUAUGAGCCAUUUAGAAUUCUGUAAAGUGCACUGUUACUUUCUUUUGCUAUCUGGUCAGUAGAAAUGUUUGACUGGGGGUAAUCUACCAUACAAGCAAAUAAUUUUCAAAUUAAUCCUAUAAAGUUCUGAAAUGACAGCCAGAAACAUUAAAGUUUCAUAAUACAUUUGUGUUAGUACAAAUCUGAAAAGAUGAAACGGGUUAAAUCCUAGUUAUGCAUCAAAAAAAUUGUGGCAAGCUAGACAUCAAAGUACCAGAAGUCCACUUUGGGGUGAUAUUUAAAUUAUUUUUCCUGCCCCAAUUAGACAACAACUGUCAUUGGUCACCUAUAUAAAUUACCCGAACAUAUAGAUAAUGAUAAACAGAAGGAAGACAUAAAUUUAAUGCCUGAGACCACAGUAAAAGAGAUUAGCAGUCGAGUGGGUCCUGCUGUAAGCUGUUAUCUUGCAGUGGGCUAAAUUCAGUUGCUGUUCACAAGUUGCAGCAGUGAGGGGUGGAUUUUCCAGCAUUUCUUGGAGCACCAAAUUUGGCGUAAAAAAGAUGACACCAAAACUGGAGGCUGUGACAUUCUUUAAUGGGCAUAAAAUGCCUAUUGUUGGACUAGGAACAGGGCAGGCUUCUAAAGGUGAAGUUGGGCGUGCUAUUGAUGUUGCCUUGGAAACUGGCUACAGACACAUUGAUGCAGCAUAUCUGUAUGGAAAUGAAGCAGAAAUAGGGCAAGCUCUAAAAAAAUGGUUUGACUCGGGGAAACUGAAACGUGAAGACCUUUUUAUUGUAACUAAGCUUCCAGCUAUUGCAAACCGUGCAGAGUCUGUUGAAAAGUACCUAAAAAAAUCUCUGGAAGCUCUGCAGUUGAAUUACGUCGACUUGUACCUGAUACACCAACCUGUGGGCUUCCAGGAUGUGGGUGGUGAUACUUUCCCAAGAGACAAGGAUGGAAAAGUUCUCUUGGACAUGAAUACUGACAUCAUCAGCCUGUGGAAGGCGAUGGAAGCACAAGUGGACGCCGGUCGAGCCCGUUCCGUCGGGCUGUCGAAUUUCAACUCCGGCCAGAUAAAACGCAUCUGGCAGGCUGCUCGCAUCAAGCCGGCCAACCUGCAGGUGGAGCUGCACAUCUACUUCCAGCAGCGGGAGUUGGCAGCCUUUUGCAAAGCACUCGACGUGACGGUCUGCGCAUUCGCUCCAUUGGGGUCUCCUCAGAUGCCCAACCUGUUCCACGCAAGAGGCGGUGAUGCCAGCAAGUUAGUAAGCUUGAGCCCCAUGACAGAUCCGGUAGUGUCACGUAUUGCAGAGAAGUACAAGAAGACGACUGCUCAAGUGUUACUGCGUCACACCGUACAGCGAGGCAUUGUGGUCAUCCCAAAAAGUGUCAACCCUGAUCGCAUCAAGCAGAACUUCGAUAUUUUCGAUUUUGAACUGACGCAAGAAGAUAUGUAUGAACUAGAUGCUCUUGACAAAGGACCAAAGGGCCGAAUGUUUAAUGAUGCUAUUGCACCAGAAAGAACAAAACAUCCAGAGUAUCCAUUCCACGAGAGAUACUGAUACUUCAGUACUUGCAGCACUAGACAAUGUAUUGGAAGCUUUAUCAGGGACGUCUCAUGAAAUUAAUUCUUGGCAGCAUAUGUGAUUGCUGCCUUUUCUGCAGACAUUUAUAACAAAAUUUUUGUGAUUAUAUAUUCUCUAAUGAAAAAUACAAAAGUGUGUUUUUAGUAAA
This is a messenger RNA of Schistocerca piceifrons (Central American locust), 1721 nucleotides long. Its product is annotated as 1,5-anhydro-D-fructose reductase-like. The coding region runs from base 548 to 1549 and encodes 333 amino acids. The record is from RefSeq and is a predicted model, not a curated record. The transcript is spliced from 8 exons. Gene Ontology annotation, molecular function: aldose reductase (NADPH) activity. Lineage: Eukaryota; Metazoa; Arthropoda; Insecta; Orthoptera; Acrididae. Gene Ontology annotation, cellular component: cytosol.